AUGGAAGAUUGGCGGAUCCAAAAAAUAAGGAGAAAGUGCGGUAUAAUUUUUGUGGGCAUGAAAGUAUCGGAGGUAUCUCUCGCUUCAAGCAUCAUAUUGCCCAAGAUUCAAGUUCAGUGCUUAAGUGCCUGA
Linum tenue is the source of this 132-nucleotide messenger RNA. The record is from the annotation of a GenBank genome assembly. Lineage: Eukaryota; Viridiplantae; Streptophyta; Magnoliopsida; Malpighiales; Linaceae.